AUGGCAGAUACUGAGAGCAACCACAAGCGUGACUCGAGCUCGGACAGCUCGAGCACCAAGUUCGAUGAAACCCAUGCCCAAGAUUUUGCCAACACUGGCUUCCAGCCCAUCACCACCAGCCACACUAGAAGCGCGUCACAGCCCACCGGAGAGGAGCUCGUCAACCUUCCCUCCCGAACCCUGAGUCACGAUGCCAACCUGGAAGAAUACACCCAAGAGACCACGGAGGGACACAUCCUCAAGACCGUCAAGUCCAACAAGACGGGCAACCUCGAACGCUAUGAACUUGUCACGUGGAAGAUCGAUGACCCCGAGAAUCCCAAGAACUGGAGCAAAGCGUACAAGUGGUGGUGCACCAUGUGUGUGGCGUUCACCUGUUUCGUCGUCGCGUUGAACAGUUCGGUCAUCACCGCGGAUAUCGAGGGUCCGGCAAAGGAGUUCGGCGCUUCCAGAGAAGUCUCCCUCUUGGCCAUCACCCUCUUCGUUGUCGGCUUCGGCGUCGGACCCAUGGCUUUCGCCCCGCUCAGCGAGGUCAUCGGCAGGAAACCAAUCUACGCGUCUACCCUGCUCGUCGCCUUCCUCUUCGUCUUGCCCGGCGCUCUUUCGAAAAACAUGGCAACUCUCCUCGUCGGUCGUGCUAUCGACGGCAUUGCCUUCAGCGCCCCCAUGACCUUGGUCGGCGGUACACUCGCGGAUCUCUGGAAGAACGAGGAGAGAGGCGUUCCGAUGGCAGCCUUCAGUGCAGCACCAUUCAUCGGCCCCGCGAUCGGUCCCUUGAUCGGUGGCUUCCUCGCCGACAACCUCGGCUGGCGAUGGCUGUACUGGAUCCAGUUGAUCCUCUCCGGCGCAGCCUGGAUCCUCAUCACGUUCACCGUGCCCGAAACCUACACGCCCAGUCUGUUGGCCAAGCGUGCGAAGAAGAUGAGGAAGGAGACCGGGGACGACAAGUACGUCACCGAGGAAGACCUGGACAAGCGCCCGUUCAGCGAACGCAUUUCCAUCUUCUUGCUCCGCCCGUUCCAGCUCUUGUUCCUUGAGCCCAUCGUGUUCUUCAUCUCUCUCUACAUGAGCGUUUUGUACGGAUUGCUGUACAUGUUCUUCGUUGCAUACCCCAUCGUCUUCCAAGAGGGCAAGGGCUACACCGCAUCAACUACCGGCCUCAUGUUCAUCCCUCUCGCCAUCGGUGUCAUUGCCAGCGCGGUGUGCUCUCCGUGGGUCAACAAGCACUACCUCUACCUCUCCGCCAAGCACAACGGAAGGCCCCCGGCGGAGGCCCGCUUGUGGCCGAUGAUGGCGUCUUGCUGGUUCAUUCCGAUCGGACUGUUCAUCUUCGCCUGGACCUCGUACCCCCGCAUCUCCUGGUGGGGUCCCGCGAUGGGCGGCUUCCCUGUCGGUUUCGGUUUCAUUUUCCUGUACAACGCCGCCAACAACUACCUCGUCGACUCCUACCAGCACCAGGCCGCCUCAGCGCUGGCUGCCAAGACGUUCAUCCGGUCGUUCUGGGGUGCUGCCGUCGUGCUCUUCACGGAGCAGAUGUACGAGCGCCUUGGAUACCAGUGGGCGUCGACGCUUCUGGCGUUCAUCGGUCUCGCCUGCUGCGCCAUUCCCUUCGUCUUCUUCUUCAAGGGUGCUGCCAUUCGCCGCCACUCGAAGUUUGCGUACAGCGGUGACGACGAGGAGAACCAAAACGAGAAGGGCGUUCCUGCCGCCGACCAUGCCCACUAA
Lasiodiplodia theobromae is the source of this 1725-nucleotide messenger RNA. RefSeq names its product MFS multidrug transporter. The transcript has 4 exons. Gene Ontology annotation, molecular function: transmembrane transporter activity. Bases 1 to 1725 code for a protein of 574 amino acids. The record is from RefSeq and is a predicted model, not a curated record. Gene Ontology annotation, biological process: transmembrane transport. NCBI's taxonomy places the organism in Eukaryota, Fungi, Ascomycota, Dothideomycetes, Botryosphaeriales, Botryosphaeriaceae.